AUGAUCCGAUCCAACGAGAUGGAGUUUCAUCCGGCGCCGGCGUGCGACUUGCAGCCGUGUUCGCAUUGCUGUAAGAAGUCACCCGGCCCUGCAGGUGGCGCUGUGCUCAGAGGCAGAAGGGUUUGGCGGGCGUGGCGAUUUGUGGAGCGUUUCCUGCGGACGCCGCUGUGGCAGCACGCAGCUUUCAAAAUGGCAGCGGGACCGAUCUCGGAGCGAAACCAAGAUGCCACGGUGUACGUGGGAGGUCUGGAUGAGAAAGUGUCCGAGCCGUUGCUAUGGGAACUGUUCCUACAGGCAGGCCCGGUGGUCAACACGCACAUGCCCAAAGACAGAGUGACCGGGCAGCAUCAAGGUUACGGCUUCGUGGAGUUCCUCAGCGAGGAGGACGCUGACUACGCCAUCAAAAUCAUGAACAUGAUCAAGCUGUACGGGAAGCCCAUCCGCGUCAACAAGGCGUCGGCCCACAACAAGAACCUGGACGUGGGGGCCAACAUCUUCAUCGGCAACCUGGACCCCGAGAUCGACGAGAAGCUGCUCUACGACACCUUCAGCGCUUUCGGGGUCAUCCUCCAGACCCCCAAGAUCAUGCGGGACCCCGACACGGGCAACUCGAAAGGGUACGCCUUCAUCAACUACGCCAGCUUCGACGCCUCCGACGCGGCCAUCGAGGCCAUGAACGGGCAGUACCUGUGUAACCGGCCCAUCACCGUGUCCUACGCCUUCAAGAAGGACUCCAAGGGGGAGCGGCACGGCUCCGCAGCGGAGAGGCUGCUGGCCGCCCAGAACCCGCUCUCCCAGGCCGACCGGCCUCACCAGCUGUUCGCCGACGCCCCCCCUUCCCUCUCCGCCCCCUCGCCCGUCAUCACCGCCAUGGGGCCCGGCAUGCCGCCUCCAGGCAUGCCCCCUCCCGGCGCGUUCCCUCCCCCGGGCCCCCCUCCCGGCUCCAUGCCCCCCGGGAUGAUGCCCGGGAUGCACCCUCAUUCGAUGCCCCCCUCUUCUGGAGUCCAGGGACCCCCGACAGGAGGAGGACCAGGCUCGGGACCCCCCCCUGGACCGCCCCCCUUCCCCCACGGAGCCAUGCACCCAGGAAUGCCUCAGAUGCAGAUGCACCCCCCUGGCCCCCCAGGAAUGGUGCCCCCUCCCCCUGGAUCCGGAGGCCAGGCUCAGCACCACCCCCACCCGCCGGGCAUGCACCCCCCCGGACCCCCACACAUGGGCAUGCACCCCCGAGGGCCCUUCGGACCACACAUGGGUCACCCAGGCCCGAUGCAACACCCAGGGAUGAGGGGCCCCCCACCUCCCAUGCCCCCCCCAGGCUACGGGGGCCCUCGGCCCCCUCACUUCGGCUACCAGAGAGGACCGCCCAUGCCCCCCCGACCCAACAACCGGCCCCCGGGCCCCCCAAGAGGACCCCCGCCCCAGUGAACUCCGGACUGUCGCCCCCUCAACCCGAUCUUUUUAAUGAUCCAUCUGCUUUUCUGUUCAUCCCUCCUUUUCUUUUGUUUUACUCGGCCGCGGCUGGGAGGGAUUCGCGGAUUGUUUGUAGGAAUGCGGCGGCCGGCUUUUUUUUCUUGUACAGACCAAGCGAGCGCACGUACAUUAUGGGAUGGAUGGAUGUGUGUGUUGUCAAGGAAUAAAACUUUUAAUACAGUGUUGACUUGGA
Molecule: messenger RNA, 1663 nt
Organism: Acipenser ruthenus (sterlet)
Lineage: Eukaryota; Metazoa; Chordata; Actinopteri; Acipenseriformes; Acipenseridae
Product: splicing factor 3B subunit 4
Exons: 6
Coding region: 1-1425 (474 amino acids)
Biological process (GO): positive regulation of mRNA splicing, via spliceosome
Cellular component (GO): U12-type spliceosomal complex; nucleolus
Molecular function (GO): RNA binding
Source: RefSeq, a predicted model, not a curated record